Molecule: messenger RNA, 1351 nt
Organism: Columba livia (rock pigeon)
Lineage: Eukaryota; Metazoa; Chordata; Aves; Columbiformes; Columbidae
Gene: SPATA2L
Product: spermatogenesis associated 2 like
Exons: 2
Coding region: 1-1173 (390 amino acids)
Cellular component (GO): cytoplasm
Source: RefSeq, a predicted model, not a curated record
AUGUGCGCGGGCUCGGCGCCGCGGCAGCACUACGGGCAGGAGCACCCGCAGCAGUACCGGCAGGAAUACCGGCGCUGCCUGGAGCGGGAGCUCCGCCGGGGCCGCCCCGGCCCCUGCUCCGACCCCGCCUUCGGGCAGUGGCUGCGGCAGCGGCUGCGGCGGGAGCCGGCGCUGCUGGGGGCCCUGCAGGAGGACGGCCCGGCCCUGCUGGCCCGGGGGCUGCGGGGCUGCCCCGACCCGGUACCGGCGCUGCGGGGCCUGGCCUGCGCCUUCCGGCUGCUGGAGCUGGCGGCCACCAACCUCUACCUCUGCCCCUGGCGCAGGGAGUUCCGCACCGUGCAGACCUUCUCUGGUGCGUACGUGCACUUGCUGCGCCCGGCGCUCCCCGAAGCCGACUUGAUGCAGAGCUUCAGCCAGCUGGGCUACAAACAGCAUGACAGGCACCGUCUGACCAUCUCCCAGCUGCCCCCCGCGCCCAACCUGGUCGCUGCUGCCUGUGGCUUCUUCGCCUGCCAGCUGGAGUGCGAGAUCCUGGUGGAGGUGGUGCAGCGGCUGCGGCCGCGCCAGCUGCGCCCCGAGGAGCUGCUGGAGGCGCGGCGGGUGGCCGGGGACGCGGACGCCUGUGUGGAGAUGCUGCAGCAGCUGGGGAUGGAGCGCCGGGUGGACGCCGACUGCAGUGAUGAUGUGGACCUCUACCUGGAGACACCAGCCAGCCCUGAGGACACGGGGGGAGAGGAUGCAGCCUCCCCAGCACUGUGGAAGGACCCUGGCAGCCCAUGGGACAUGCCCGGGAGGGGCUGGGACCACUGUGGAGAUGGCAAGUGUGGGCAGGAGCAGCUGCCUUCCACAGGCAACCCUGAACUGAACACCUCCUCCUCUCACCUCCUCCCGGAGCAGGAACUUGGUAGAGCUGAGGAUUUGCCCCUCACCAUCCCCCAGGAAGCCCCCGCACUCCCCUGCUACCAGCUGCACUCCUGCCUGCGCCCGGGUGCGCUGCCCUCCUACUGCUGCAGCACCUGCCAGCAGCUCCACACCGGUGCCUGUGCAGCCGGGCAGCUCUGCCAGAGCCGGCACCGUGGGCAGGAGCUGCGUGGCGAGCGGCAGCAGCGGCUCUGGCUGCAGCGGACGGCGGUGGACAUGCUGCUAGCCGACACUGCUGGCCCCUGGGCCUGACCCCCCGGGGGCCACCACUGGCUGUGCCCAGCCUCCACGACAGGGAGGGAUGGAGACACCAAACUCACGCUGUUUGGCCCCUGGGACAGCAGGAUUGUGCCGGGCUCUGGGAGGACGGGCCCCAGCGUUCUCCCCUGUAAGCGGCUCAGUAACCCCAGUAAAGCACGGCUGCCUCGUG